Messenger RNA from Symbiodinium pilosum, 1653 nucleotides. Lineage: Eukaryota; Dinophyceae; Suessiales; Symbiodiniaceae. The record is from the annotation of a GenBank genome assembly.
AUGAUGUUCUGGGUGCUGGUCGUCAUGUUGCUAGCCGAGAGCCUGGCGUCACCCAGCGAGUACUGGGCCCUGGCCACCCCAGCUGUGCGCACCGCUCGAGCACAGCAGGGCCUGGAAGCAGGCAAGGCCUUGGGCGGACGCACGCUCCGCAGCGACAAUGCUACAGAGAGCUCCGUUUGGUGCGGCAGAGAGAAGUACAACGGCGCGGCUGGAAACAUGUGGUAUGCGAACCCCUUCACAACGGCCUGCAGCAAAGCCUCCAUGGACAUGGCCUAUGCUGAUGGAGACAAGGUGCGCUUUGCCAAGAAGGGCGACUUCAUCAAGAUGCAGUGCGACAAUUGGGAAUGCCCCAUUCCCCCUGUUGUGGACUGCUACUUUGACCGAAACGCUUGCAAAGCCGACGAAUGGUGCAUGGUCAUUACGCACGAGAAGUGGGGAGCCUGGGCCAUGGGAAAGAAUGGCCACACUCCCAACUUCGAGCUCUGCGGCCCGACCUACUACUCGGAGAUUGAAAAGAUUACCUCUCAGAGCGACGUGAGCAAUGCCACAGCGGAGGCCUUGAAGUUGACCCGGGACCGGAUCUGUGGAAGCAGGACCGUGGGCGUGGCAAACGGGAUCCAGCUUGAGGGCUACUCGGAGGAGAAGCUCUGGAAACCUUCGCAUGGCCGCUGCGUGAAGUACCGCCAGGAGGGCCAGAGCUGCAUCCCAACCUUGGCCACCCAGGGCCGCUUUGCCAAUGCCUUCGUGCGUAGGCAGCAAACAGAGAGCACAAAGUACCCUAAUGGGGGCACCAUGGAGCGCCCCUUGGCGUGUGCUCCUGGCCUUGUUUGCACUGGUGCCAACUUCGAUGUGUUGCCCUCUACAUGUGUGAAGGAACGUCCGAAAGACCUGUGCUAUGCCGGCCCAUGGUGGGACAGCUCUCGCUGCCCUCGCACCUCCUUGCGCCAGCCUGGCAUGGACAGGCAGUGGGCGCUGGAGUCCUUGCAGACAGCAUUCCUCCUGUUCCCCGGUGAGGUAGCGUCCGCCAUGCAUUGUAAGUACUGGACAGGUCCCCUGGCCCCCUUCACGGCCGAGGUUAGGAAGGUAACCUACAACAUCUUCCAGGCUCUUUGGCCCACGCACCUUGUCGGGGAAAUCCCUACGUUGCCGGAGCUCUACGCCAGCAUGUGGCGCCAAACUGGAGUGGACUUGGCCAGCCUGAGCGCAGAGGAGUGUAAGCUUGGGGAGGACCGGGAGGGCAACAUUGCCGACGCACUGGCUCUGGCGGGGUCAUGGACCAAUCGGCCAAACCUCCUCUGGAGCCUGAUUCACUUCGUCAUGCACAAUCAGCCGUCACCAAUGUCUGGGAACGCAGUGGCAGCCUCCACCGCCUUGGCAAGCCACCUCUCUGAGAAUUUCUGGUGCAAUGAUUGUCGUGGCUUCUUCACGGUCGGGGUACUUUCGGUGGUUGGCCUCCCGCCUCAAAGUACGGACGGCGAGGCACACGCCAAGUACUGGAACCUCGGCCACAACAUUGCAUCCGAGCACGUUGCAACCACACGUGGAGGCCACCCAUGGAUCAACACCCUGGAGGCCGCACAGGAUGAAAACGCAGGCAACCCCUUCUACGUCCCAUACGAAACCUCCGUGGACAUGUGGCACGUGCCUGUGUGA